Molecule: messenger RNA, 1878 nt
Organism: Grosmannia clavigera kw1407
Lineage: Eukaryota; Fungi; Ascomycota; Sordariomycetes; Ophiostomatales; Ophiostomataceae
Product: capsule associated protein
Exons: 2
Coding region: 1-1878 (625 amino acids)
Source: RefSeq, a predicted model, not a curated record
AUGCGACCACGUCAGUAUAUUUUUCUCUUCGGCACGGUGAUCGUGCUGAUCUGCUUCUACACGGUUCUGCGACUGGAAGCACCAUCGCUGCCACUGUCGGCUGUGAAUGGGGGCACCUCCUCAGCAAAGGCCGGCGGCGAUGACGCAAACAAGAAGUCGGCGCCGCCGCCGUUGCCCAAGGCUCCCGACCCCCUGCCGCCGGCGGACAGUCCCAAGACGGCGGCGGCAGGUUCGCACCCGAUGUGGACGCUGAUCAACAAGGCCGAGAAGGAGAUGGAGGAGCUCAAAGGGCGUCAGUCCAAGACGCUGGCGGAAGCUGUGACCGAGUAUCGGCGACGGUACGGGAUCGCGCCGCCGCCGCACUUUGACAAGUGGUUUGCGUUUGCGCAGAAGAACAACGUGCAGCUGGUGGACGAGUUCGACACGAUCCAGGAGCUGCUGACGCCGUUCUGGGGGCUGAAGCCGGCAACGACGCGGGCACGAGCCAAGGAGGCGCUGGGCUACACGAACAACCUCGUGGGCGUGGCGAUUCGUGGCGGCCGGGUGACCAACAUCCAGGGCGGUGGCGACUGGCAGCGGGAGGCGCUGCAGGGGAUGCUGAAGCCCUUUCUCGAGCACCUGCCGGACAUGGACCUCUGCUUCAACACGCACGACGAGCCGCGCGUAGUGGUGCCGCACGAAGACAUGGCGCGGCUGGUGGCAAUGGCCAAGCAGAAGACGAUGCCGGCGGCAGCAGCGGCAGCCGACAGCCCGGGGACGCUGCGCAACAGCUUCUCGACGCGGAUGCCCGGGCUCAACGAUGGCUCCCGCUUCGAGGACACGCCGCUGACGCGCUUCAACGUGUUUGCCCACCAGGCCACCUGGACGCACUCGCGCAUGUCGUGUCCGCCCGAGAGCCCGGCGCGCGCGCUCGAGGAGGACGACCGGCGCGACGACGUGGCGCGCUAUGGUCUGGGCGAGCUCGGCUUCGUCUACAACACGACCGCGCUCUCGGACGUCUGCUACACGCCGUCGCUGAGCGAGACGUUUGGCUUCUUCGACCGGCCCAAUGCCUACAGCGUCGUGCACGACCUUUUCCCCAUCUUCUCGCAGUCUAAGGUCUCGUCGUACGCUGACAUCCUCUACCCGUCGCCCUGGUACUGGUACGCCAAGGUGUCGUAUGACGAGUCGCGCGACCGGCCCUGGGCCCAGAAGGCCGACCAGCUGUACUGGCGCGGCUCGACCACCGGCGGCUUCAGCCGCAACGGCGGCUGGCGCCGCCAGCACCGCCAACGCUUCGUCCAGAAGAUCAACGCCGCCGACCAGGCCCUCAUCAUGGUCAAUGCUGCCGGCGAGGCCGGUGCGGUCGGCGAGGCCGGCGCCCAGCAGUGGGUGGCCAGGCAGGUGGCCCGCAGCGACUUCAAGGAGCUCUUCAACGUGUACUUUUCGCACGUCGGCCAGUGCGAUGACGGCGAUUGCGAGGCCCAGCGCCAGUUCUUCAAAAUCCAGGACCGUGUCGACCAGCAGGACGCCUGGCAGUACAAACACCUCGUCGACCUCGACGGCAAUGCCUUCUCAGGCCGCUUCUACGCCUUUCUGCAGAGCCUCAGCCUCGUCUAUAAGCUGGCCGUCUUCCGGGAGUGGCACUAUGAGUGGCUCAAGCCCUGGGUUCAUUACGUCCCGCUGAGCCUGCGUGGUGACGACUGGCUCGAGGCCGUCCGCUUCUUCAGUGACGGCGCCCUCGGCAAGAAGGAGGCUGAGCGGCUGGCCCUGCAGGGCCGAGACUGGGCCAACAAGGUCGUGCGCAACGUCGACCUUGAGGCCUGGUUCUUCCGCCUGCUCCUAGAGUAUGGUCGCGUCAUCGACGACGACCGGGAAACCAUUGGCUUUUCUGUCUGA